CCCAUGUUAUUGUUUAAACGAAAACCGACAACAUAAACAAUGAAAAUCCUCUGGACUAUAUAAGUGCUACGUAAGAAAUUCGGGGGCUUAGAUGACGGACGUGUUACAUUAAACAUUUAACAAGACAAUUAUGGAUUAUUAGUGUUGAAGUUGUUUACCUUGACCUUGUUCCAGGCGAUUUUACGAUGAUGAGCGGCUCAUCAGCUGGUCCCGAUGCAGCCCUCCUAUUUAAGAAAUUACUGCCAUUUUGUUUGAGUGUGGCCCUUUAUUUUAUCGUUCUCAUCCCCUACGAGAACCCGUCGUUAUUGGCCGCCCUCAUCAAAUGCACCCCCAUCUUUAAUUUAAUGGUUUUCGUACAAAAUCUUCAGCCCAAGAAUACCAGAUGGUCAUUUUCAACAAAAAUUCUUAUGGGACAACUGUGCUGCUGUAUAGGCGACAUAUUCCUACUGUGGAACGAAUAUUUUAUUUUCGGAAUGUUGGCCUUCAUGGUGGCUCACUUGAACUACAUUGUGGCCUUUGGGUUUAAGCCCCUUAGGCCCACCGUCGGUUUAGUUUUAGUAGCCGUAUCGGCCAUAGUUGUAUCGACGCUUUACCACGGUUUGGUCGGCUCUUUACUUAUCGGGGUCCCCAUGUAUAUCGCUAUCAUAAACGUCAUGGUGUGGAGGGCCCUAGCGAGGAUAACGAAUCCAUGGUCGAUUGCUCAUCUAGGCCCUUGUAUUGGAAGCGUCUUAUUCGCUGUCUCGGACCUUAUGAUCGGGAUUGAUAAGUUCGUUAACCCCAUUGCUCAUUCACAGAUACUCAUAAUGUCUUCAUACUACGCUGCCCAACUAGGUAUAAGUUUAAGUGUUCUUGAAAUUACGUAGAAGGUCAUUUAGAGGCCAAAUAUUAAAAAAUUAAUGGAAAAUAUACUGCAUGUAGGUGUAUAUUAUAGAAUAUUAAAACGUUCCUGUUUGUAUCCAAGAUGGCGGCCGUCUACGUCACUGGACCACGCCCGAUUGGACAUCUAUAGUUGGAAAAGGUGCGGGCAUAUCUAGGUUCAGGACCGUAAUAAUAAAACCACAAUUUAAGAGUACCUAUAUUAAAUAUUUUACUUAUUGUUUGUAUAUUAUUAUUAUUAAAAUUUAUUGUUAUUAAAAAAACAUUUGAAA
Anthonomus grandis grandis is the source of this 1148-nucleotide messenger RNA. RefSeq names its product lysoplasmalogenase-like protein TMEM86A. Gene Ontology annotation, cellular component: membrane. The transcript has 6 exons. Lineage: Eukaryota; Metazoa; Arthropoda; Insecta; Coleoptera; Curculionidae. The record is from RefSeq and is a predicted model, not a curated record. Bases 186 to 863 code for a protein of 225 amino acids.